UCCGCCGGAUGUGGCAGAUGAAACCGCUCUUUUCUCCUAUUAUAUACCUCCAUAUUUCUCUAUUCUCCUCUCUCUUCUUCUCCAUAUUUCUCCAAAUCUCUCCUAAAUUUGUCCUUAACCAAAUAUUUCUACUAGUACCUACUUCAAAUCUUCUACUACUAUUACUUUAAUUUCACCUUUAUUUUGCAUGCUUUUCACUUCUUUUGAAUCUUUUCCCAACCCCUUUUGUUCUUCUUAGUCAAAGAAGCUGCAAAAUGUGUCUACACACAUACACAAGUUCUAAGUAAUUGAUAUUUGUGAGCUUUUUGAUCUGUUUUUUUGUUGCUUAUUUUCUGGAGAGAAGUUAAAGAGAUUCUAUAAAUAUGGCUCCAGAAAAUAAUAACUGGUUAUCUUUUUCUUUGUCUUCAAUGGAAAUGUUGAACUCUUCUUCUGCUCAGUCUUCUAUGCUUCAAUCUAAUGGCUCUUCUUCUGCUGACUCUCAUCAAUACUAUUUUGCUGACAACUUCUUUCCCCAUGGGUGGACGAACCAAAAAGCUCAAGUAAUGUAUACAGAAGGUGAAAAACAACAAAUAUAUCAUCAUCAAGGUGGAUUAUUUGUGGAUACACCACAAAUAAUACACCAACAACAACACCACCACCAACCACCUCCAAAGCUCGAAGAUUUUUUUGGUGGCGAAACUGAGACUCAAGACUCGUCUUCAUUGACUCACAUCUACGACCACCACGGUGGUGGUGGCUACUACCAUGAUGGCCGGCAAGAUUUGAAUAUUAAUGGCAGGGCUGUUGGUUUUCAAACGUUUUCGACUAACUCGGGUUCGGAAGUUGAUGACUCACAGGUUAUGGGCGCUGAGUUUGCUACGGAGUCGAGUAACGAGUUGGGUUAUUCACAGUGUGUUCCUACUGCUGGUGCUUUGUCUUUGGCUGUUAAUACUACGAAUAAUUCAACUGAGGAAAAAGCUAUAGUUACUGCGGUUGAUUCUGAGAGUUGUAAGAAAAUUUCUGAUACUUUUGGUCAAAGGACUUCCAUUUACAGAGGUGUAACGAGGCAUAGAUGGACAGGAAGAUACGAAGCGCAUCUUUGGGAUAACAGCUGUAAAAGAGAGGGCCAAGCCAGAAAAGGACGUCAAGUGUACUUAGGUGGAUAUGACAAGGAGGACAAGGCAGCAAGAUCUUAUGACUUAGCAGCUUUAAAGUAUUGGGGUGCAACAGCCACAACCAAUUUCCCUGCUUCCAAUUAUACCAAAGAAAUAGAGGAAAUGAAGCACAUGACGAAGCAAGAAUUCAUUGCCUCCCUAAGAAGGAAAAGUAGUGGUUUCUCGAGAGGUGCUUCUAUGUAUCGGGGCGUGACAAGGCAUCAUCAACAAGGUCGUUGGCAAGCAAGAAUAGGCCGUGUUGCAGGGAACAAGGAUCUGUACUUAGGAACAUUUGCUACUGAGGAGGAGGCAGCAGAAGCAUAUGACAUAGCAGCAAUAAAAUUCAGGGGAGUGAAUGCAGUGACCAAUUUCGAAAUGAACCGAUAUGAUGUCGAGGCCAUCAUGAAAAGUUCACUCCCCAUAGGCGGAGCAGCAAAACGCUUGAAAAUCUCCCUUGAAUCGGAGCAGAAACAGUUGUUGAACGAUAACUACCAGCAGACUCCACACAACAGUGUCAACGGUAGCAGCAAUAGCAUCAAUUUUGGGGUGAUUUCCCCUGUUUCCGCUAUCCCCUAUGGUCUUCCAUUCGAUACGAGCCAACAACCCUUUUACCAUCACAGCUUCUUUCCACACCUCCAGUACUCAAGCAACAACGGCGUUGGUGCUUCUGAUCAUACUGCUGGUGCAAUGCCCUUGAUGCCAUCACCGGGCGAGAUUUUCAUCUGGCCUAAUCAGUCCUAUUGAUCUUGCAAUAGGACGUUGCAAAUUCGUUUAGGCUAAUUAAAAUUAACCUCUUUGCGUUUAGCUGACCCUAUUUCUGACUUGCAAAAGUGUUAAAAUUGGCUAUUUAUUAAUUAACCAUAUGUAGGAGGUGAAAAUAUUGUAAAGUAUCUUUUGUUCAACAGUUGCAGUAGUAGAUGCAUGUUGAUUAGGUACUACUUAGGCUGGGGGUUAUUAGUGCAACUCUUGUGGGAAAAUUUUGGUUUUCUUGCUUCCUCAUAUUAUAGAAUUGCUCUUAGUACAA
This is a messenger RNA of Lycium barbarum (goji berry), 2157 nucleotides long. Its product is annotated as AP2-like ethylene-responsive transcription factor AIL6. The record is from RefSeq and is a predicted model, not a curated record. The transcript has 10 exons. Gene Ontology annotation, biological process: regulation of DNA-templated transcription. Lineage: Eukaryota; Viridiplantae; Streptophyta; Magnoliopsida; Solanales; Solanaceae. Gene Ontology annotation, molecular function: DNA binding; DNA-binding transcription factor activity. Bases 363 to 1877 code for a protein of 504 amino acids.